Molecule: messenger RNA, 1909 nt
Organism: Seminavis robusta
Lineage: Eukaryota; Bacillariophyta; Bacillariophyceae; Naviculales; Naviculaceae
Source: the annotation of a GenBank genome assembly
UACCUUUACAUGUACAAGACUGCCGUGCAACGCUUCCGCAUCAUUCUUCUCAUCCAAUCCACAUCGUUGUGCUGCCAGCAUCAUCAUUACAUCAUUACGCACCACCCUUUGAGCAGGGUAGCAGAGUUGAACCGAGGGAGCUGCCCAUCAACGAUCAUCCAUCACGGCAAUCUCUGGUGGUGGUAGCCGUCAAGAUCCCAAUAUACUGACCAUGAAAACUCUGUUGAGAUUUCGGAACCGAAAGCAAAGGAGGUAUAGUACGGGAGACUUUUCUACUAGACAACAUCAACUACUACACUGUCAUGAAGACCUGACCAAGGCGCUGGAGCUGGAAGAUGUUGUCAAGCCAUCGGUGAUUGGGUUGGUGUUGGGUGGGGGCAGUUUCGAUGGCACUACCAUUUCAUCACUCUUUCAUCGACGUAGCAGCGCGAGUGCUGCCUCCACAUGUACCAGUAACAGCUCCACUGCCAUCGGUACCAGCCGAGCAGCACGACAAUUCUUAAGACACUCCAGCAGUUUUCUCCGGGUGGCUGAUCUCGGUCUAGCGGAUGAUACUGUAAGUCUGGAUAGUGGACAUACUGCCAUUAGUUCCUCUGUCACGGACAGUCCCCAAAAACUAAACGACAACGACAAUAACCACCAAACGGCGGCUGAUGCCACUGAUCAUGCCAACUUUGCCUACCCACACGCCAAUCCUCCUCCUGGGGUAGACCAUGACCCACGAGAACGGUGGGUAGCACUGGACGAUGGCUCGGGGUCUCAUGCCCCCAUUGCGCCACUCGCCGUACAGGCGUUGGUCAAGGCCGGAUUGGAUGCGGCCUUGGAUCAAAGCAUGUGGACGCAACACACAUCCAGCCGGUAUUUCAAGGCAGCUCCAUGGCAUGUCUUUACAUGGCCCACAGAAGGACAACCCGCCACCAUCCCCAACGACGAAGUUCCUGCACCCGGGGAUAAGAUCGAAGAUAUUGUCCUGCUGUGGAUGGGAAAGUUCCAACAUGGGCUCUAUGGGAGCGAUCUGCCAGCCGUACGAGCCGUGGGGAUUAUCCCAGCAGCACCGAAGGUGCUAUACGACAUGCUGAUUGAUUCCGAUCGCGUCAAGGAAUACAACAAGCUGAGUCUGGGACGAGAAGACUUGCUGGUCCUACAAAAUGGUGGAGAAGAGAAUGGACCAUUUGGCAAAUCCGCCGUGACCAAGGUCAUGCGCAGCAAGUCCAGUCCACCCCUUGUACGACAAACCAUGCAAUUCGUCAGCAUGUUACAUGCCCAAGAACUGCAAGACAAGAGCGGGUACUUGAUCGUCACACGGGCCGUGACGCACCCCGACGAUGAUCGCAGCGAUACCAGUGUGCUACGCAGCGAAAUCUUGCUGGGCGUCAAUAUCAUUCGACGCAUUGACGGCGAUCCCCAUCGAUGUGUCAUGGUCAACAUGAUCCACAUGCGAUCGCCCAUGGUGCCCAUGAUUAUUGCCAAUCGCAUCGGGGCAUCCGCCGCCGCCAACUUUAUCCGUGAUUUGAGAAAUGCCUGUUGUUAAUACAAUACGGCACAGGCAAGAUAUACAUCUACACUCAAUGUGCAAGAGGCGCUAUCGAAUAGAGAAUGUACACCUUACAAAUAAACACGUGGAAGUGCAAGGAAGGAGGCACCAGUCAACACCUGGAUGAUGUGUCCACUUGCCAUUUACUGGUUAGAGAGGAAGGAAACACUACAGGACAGUCGCCUUGGGUGAUUUUGAACAUUGGCACCCAAGAAGCAGCCAGAGCUGCGUUUUAGAAAGAGUUGAACCAAAGACAGUCCGAGUUGUCCUGUAGCGCAACUUUUUGGAGAGCUGUCUAUAGAGGUGGAGGAUUGUUAUUCUGCAUAAAACUAUAGCUAAAUUCUUUGUUUAACUGCAUGAUUUGCCAGGGGCUAC